Cornus florida is the source of this 1512-nucleotide messenger RNA. RefSeq lists its product as uncharacterized. The coding region runs from base 163 to 1002 and encodes 279 amino acids. Lineage: Eukaryota; Viridiplantae; Streptophyta; Magnoliopsida; Cornales; Cornaceae. Gene Ontology annotation, molecular function: 5'-deoxynucleotidase activity. The record is from RefSeq and is a predicted model, not a curated record. The transcript is spliced from 8 exons. Gene Ontology annotation, cellular component: cytoplasm.
AGUGAAGGUUUUUCUCCCAUUUUUAAGAUUCACACCGCCGAAAAACAAUUGCGGGCCAGUUCUCUCUCCCUUGUAUGAACUCGAAACAGAAACACAAAAGGCAAUAGCAAAUUCCACUUAUUUCCGAGUUAAAGACUUGUUUUCAGCGCACCAGUAGCAACAAUGGCAGUUAAUCCCUCUUCUCUCACUUCAUCGUCUCACUGUUCACUCCCACUGAAUCGUAGCCUCCCCUCUUGUUUUCAACGGACCUCGCUAAAGUUUGCUUUUUUCAAUGAGCUUCCCAGUCCGAGGCUCGUGUCGGUUCGUUCCCAAAACCCUAAUUCCGACUCUGGAAACGUAUCGUCGAUCUCCAACGUCGAUGGUUUCGGAUCCGGAUCCAAGAGAUCGACCCAUUUGGAUGAUACCCAAGCUUCGUCUUCGUCUUCGUCUUCGUCUUCAUCUUCGUCUUCAUCUUCGGCCAUUGAUUUUCUCACUCUGUGCCAUCGCCUUAAGAGCACAAAGCGGAAGGGAUGGAUCAAUCAUGGGAUAAAAGGCCCCGAGUCUAUUGCUGAUCAUAUGUACCGCAUGGCAUUGAUGGCAUUAAUUGUUGGUGACCUUCCUGGUGUCAACAGAGAAAGGUGUAUCAAGAUAGCAAUUGUGCAUGACAUGGCAGAAGCCAUUGUUGGAGAUAUAACACCAUCUGAUGGUGUGCCUAAGGAAGAAAAGAGCCAAAUGGAGCAAGCAGCUUUAGAUGAAAUGUGCAAAGUUCUUGGUGGAGGAAUGAGGGCUGAUGAGAUUAAAGAGCUAUGGACGGAGUAUGAAAAUAAUUCUUCCUUGGAGGCUAAUCUUGUGAAAGAUUUUGACAAAGUUGAAAUGAUUCUGCAAGCAUUGGAAUAUGAAAAGGAACAUGGGAAGGUGCUGGAUGAGUUUUUCCUUUCAACUGCUGGAAAAUUUCAAACUGAAAUAGGAAAGAGUUGGGCAGCUGAAAUAAACUACAGGAGAAAUUUGAGGUUGGGAAAUUGACUUUAUUGAUUAUCUGGUCAAGUCUUUCUAAAUUUUGCUGGUUAGGCCUAGCCAACUUCUUUUGAAUUUCUCCGAUCGAAUCAUACUUGGUCACCAUCUUUGCUGUCAUUUUAUUUGGAAGGAUAACUAAUUUCCACUUGAAAUCAACCAAGAUGGUUUGAUCAGCGUAUACCGAAUGACUGAAGUUUUCGGACUCUAGAACUUUAGGGUGAAGCAUAUCCAUAUGUUGUGAGCAUCUUGCGUGUUGUCAGAUAUUGUAACCUCAUUUAUUUUUGUAUGUAGUUCCUUCACUGCACAAGGAAUUUUAUCUCCAGUAGUUAUAAGAUGAUAGCAUUUGUGGAGCUGAAAUGCCGUGUCUUUGAGGGAUGCUUAUUCAUUCGUCUUUCUUAUCGUUGGACCAAAAAGUGUUUGUGCCAAUGAGUUUAGGUAGUAGUGCAUUGACAAUAGCACAGGCCAUUUCGGAGGACAAGGAAAAAAUGUUAAUGAUCAACUUCUAUUUUUGAGUUUUUA